AUGGCAUCUGCUCAGGUAAUGAUUCCUACGCCCAUCCCCGACGCGGUCCAACACGUCAAGAUCAGCCCACCUCUCAUACAAUACAAACCACUACAUCCUACCUUUGGCGCCGAAGCAUCUGCAGAUUUCUCAUCUAUCACAUCUGAACUGGUCGACGAGAUCAAGAGAGGACUAGCCAGGUAUGGCGUGCUUGUGUUCCGAAAAACCGGACUGGACGACGCCAGGCAUGUCGAGAUGUCUAAACUGUUUGGUGAUCUGGACGACAUUGCCCCGUUCGUAGGCGGGCUUGGGCAGAAGAAUCGACUUAGCAGCGAUUACCUCUUCGACGUAGGCAAUGUCAAUCCCGACGGGACUGUCAUGCAGCCCGGUGGGAUGCGAGAUCUCCUGCUUCGAUGCAACUACCACUUUCACGCAGACUCAGCUUUCAAUCCUCGUCGCGCCGGUAUCUCGCUCCUUUUGGCACACGAAUUGCCGCCACCGGGUUUAGGCGGUGAGACAGAGUUCGCCGAUACGCGAGCUGCUUAUCAGGCAUUGGAUGACGCACGGAAGGAGGAGAUCCACGACUGGGUAGUCUGCAAUAGUCAAUUGAAUUGUCGGAGAAACGCGAAUAUCGAUGAGAAUGGCAAACUGAACCCUCUACUCGACACCGAUGAGUUCGAUCCCAUGAAGCAUAGAUUCGGCAAACACAGACUCGUACAGGAACAUGAGCCCUCUGGCCGCACCAACCUAUACAUCGCGGCCCAUGCCCAUCAUGUGGAGGGAAUGCCUCUUGAAGAGGGUCAGAAGCAGCUACGUGAGCUACUUGAGCAUGCUGGGAGACCCGAAUUCACUUUUAAGGUCACCUGGAAAGACGUGGGAGAUCUUGUCGUCUGGGACAACACUUGUACCCUCCACAGGUCGGUGCCGGGAAAUUACGCUGGCAAGUACAAGCGAGAUUUGCGACGAACGACGGUCCAUGAUAUGAGUUCGCAAGCUUGGGGUCUUAACGGCCAAGGUGCCACAUGGCGAUCGGGCCUAGAUUAA
Messenger RNA from Kwoniella botswanensis, 1023 nucleotides. RefSeq lists its product as uncharacterized. Gene Ontology annotation, molecular function: oxidoreductase activity. The transcript is spliced from 5 exons. Lineage: Eukaryota; Fungi; Basidiomycota; Tremellomycetes; Tremellales; Cryptococcaceae. Bases 1 to 1023 code for a protein of 340 amino acids. The record is from RefSeq and is a predicted model, not a curated record.